Messenger RNA from Penaeus indicus, 711 nucleotides. RefSeq lists its product as uncharacterized. NCBI's taxonomy places the organism in Eukaryota, Metazoa, Arthropoda, Malacostraca, Decapoda, Penaeidae. The record is from RefSeq and is a predicted model, not a curated record. The transcript has 6 exons. The annotation marks the transcript as partial.
CAGUGCACGCGACAGCCUCGCCAGCCCGCGGAUCGGGAACACGCCAAGCUGGUGAACCUCGACGGCGCCUGGGACACCACCCUGGGGGCGCGCCAUCUACAGAGUGGGGAAAGAUGGCUGCCUCCGUUGGGCUGGUUGUUCACAUCGCGACCUGGAUCUCUGUCCUGGCCCGCUCCUGCCUCCCCUACCAGAUCUUCACCGUGGACUCCUCCGACGUCUGCAACAACACAAUCUACCUGGACAGCGUGGUCAAACCGGCGGCCAUACUGAGAUUAACUGCCAAGGAUUACUACGAUUUCUCUCCGUUGUUUUGCGAAGUCACGUUCAACGCGCCGAGACACAGUUCGACCGGCCUCGUGGGGGUUCUGGAGGAGGUCGAUCUCAGGAGAUAUGAAUACAGCCACCGCGCCGGCCAGAGCGAGUGCGUCGACUCUAUCAAGGUGACCUACGACACGUCCCUGCCCCAAGAGACCCAGUGCGGCUCGUGGUCAGUGUCUCCGAGCGAGCGCCUGUCUCACAUGGGCUACCGGAAGGCACUCAUGGGCUACUGUCCGCACCCGAGAGUCUCCAGCUCAGGAACGCCGCAGUGUGUUGUGUCCGAUCUGAAGGUGCAGGUGUCCGUGGGGCUGAAGGACAACGCCGCCUGGAGGAACAAGACCUGGGGACCUCACAGGGGCUUCACCUUCGUCGUUACGGCUUAUAAGUAUUCGU